UGCUGCUGCUGAGCAUGAUGGGAUUGAGCCGUGGCAAAAGCUCUGGUGACAGCAGUCGGCAUACAACAGUUUAGCGUUAGCCGGUGAAGGCUAAAUAGCUCUCAAAUGAGCAGAGAUGUCGAGCAAAGAGGUGAAGUCUGCGUUGAAAAACGCAAGGGAAGCCAUCAAAAACAAAGAGUACAAAGAAGCCUUAAAGCAUUGCAAGGCUGUGCUGAAGCAGGAGAAGAAUAACUACAAUGCCUGGGUUUUCAUCGGCUUGGCGGCGAGCGAGCUGGAGCAGCCGGACCAGGCGCAGACGGCCUACAGGAAGGCCUGUGACCUGGAGCCCCAGCAGCUGCUGGCCUGGCAGGGGCUGGCUAACCUGUAUGAAAAAAGCACCCAGACGGAUUUCACAGUCGAACUACCAAAGGUCUACCAGAGACUCAUAACGCUGUACGAAAGUUCAGACAAGGCAAAAUGCUACGAAGUGGGACGGAAGUUGGUCGACAUCUAUCACGUAGAGAAGAAUCAUUUGCAGGUGGCUAGACUGUGGCUUAGGCUGAUCCAGCUGAGGGAGGAGGCUGAGGGGGGUUUGGGGAGGUCUGAGUUGCUGCAGCUAUGGCAGCAGAUGACCGAGCUCCUGGCUGACAGCGUGGAGGAGCAGGACAAUGAAACCCAACAGCACUUGUUAAAUGCUUUUGAAAAGGCCAUGUCCCUCACGGACAGUACCCCCACAGUGGACCACAAGAAGCUCUCAGCCAAUUACGUUACGUGCUUAUCAAAACUCCCGCAUGAGGAGGUGAAGAUGAAGGAGGCCUGUGAAGCCAUGCUGACCCUCUAUCCCACCCACGCCUUCCCCCUGGAGGUGCUCAGCUCACACUACCUCCACUCUGGUGCCUGCAGUGAGGAGGCUUCUCGCUGCUUCGCACGGCUGCUGGAGCUGGAUGCAGACAGCGGGCCGGCCCACAUGGGCCUGGGGGUGCAGGCCCUGCAGGGGGGGCGGUACGAGGAGGCCGUGAGGAGCCUGGCUAAGGGUCUGAAGCGCUCACGGUCCUGUUCGCUGGGGUGGCUCAGUCUGGCCCAGGCCCAGCUCAAACUGCACAGAUACCCUGACAGCAUCGCCUCCUGCAGACAGGGACUGGAUGCGAUUGGCGGGGAGGCCGGAGGGGCGGAGUCGAGGAGGAGCCUGCUGCGGUUGAAGGCGGAGGCUUUGGUGAGGGGCGGGGCAGAGCAGUACGCAGACCAGGCCCUGGAGACGCUCGCACAGUUGGCUGAUGCCGAUAACGACCCUGAUCUGGUGUCACUAAGAGGAAGGGCUUAUCUGCAGAAGGGAUUGGUGGACCAAGCUCUUCAGGUGUCCGCUGAGCUUCUGGAGGCUCACCCUGCCCAGCCGGAGGUUCUGGUCCUGAGGGGACUGGCACAGCUGGCCCACGACCAGCUCCCACAGGCUGAGGAGAGCUUCCUGAAGGCCCUGGAGCAGGGGCCAGGUUCGGGGGAGUGCCUCUUCCUGCUCGGACGGCUGUACUGGGACAUGGGGGAGGAGACGCGCCGCGACAAGGCCAAGGCUCACGCCCACCUUCUCAAGGCUGCCAAGCUGGACCCUCACCUGGGGAAGACCUUCCGCUACCUGGGGCACUACUACCGAGACGCGGCUCAGGACCGCGGGAGGGCCCGGGGCUGCUACAAGCGGGCGUUUGAGCUGGACGCCUCCGACACGGAGUCCGGGGCCGCCACCGUGGACCUCAGCAUGGAGCAGGGAGACAUGGACUCUGCUCUGGCCAUCCUGGCGGCAGUGACGGAGAAGGCCACUCCGGGCUCGGCGAAGUGGGCCUGGAUGAGGAGGGGACUGUACCACCUGCAGAUCGGGCAGCACCCGCAAGCCAUCGCAGACUUGCAGGCGGCACUGCGGGCUGAUACCCAGGAUUGGGUGUGCUGGGAGUGUCUGGGCGAGGCCUACCUGAAGAGGCGGAGUUUCACGGCAGCGCUCAAAGCCUUUGACAAAGCCCGGCAGCUCAACCCCGCCUCCAUCUACAGCCUGUACCAGAUGGCUGCCAUCAAGCAGACCCUGGGGAAGUUUCCGGAAGCCGUCUCCGAGUACAUGCAGAUCAUCGCCCGGGAGGAGUACGUCCCGGCGCUGAAAGGUCUGGGAGAGUGUCACCUGGCCCUGGCCCAGGGGGCAGUGGGGGACUAUCUGGACGGGCGAGCGGUCGACCUGCUUCAGCUGGCGGUGGAGUUCCUCUUCAGAGCACUGCAGCUGCGGCCGGACCUGUCCUGCCUGUGGAAGGUCCUGGGGGACGUGUGCACCUCGGUCCACGCCGUCUCCCCCAGCCGGGCCAGGGUUCUGGUACCAGGAUCACUGGCUGGAACAGAGCCCUCCGACCAGAAGCACACCCUCGACCAGGCCCAGAUCCUCAAACUCGGGGAAAGGUGCUACGGCCGGGCGCUGAAGCUCAUGUCCGAAGCUCCCAACCUCUGGCACGAUCUCGGCCUCAACUACUACCACCAGGCCCGCCGCCUGAUUGGCCAGGAGGAGGAGAGGGAGGUGUGUCUGGAGAAAGCCUUGCAGUGCGUGAAGAAGGCUGUGAAGCUGGACAGCACCAAACACACCUACUGGAACGCCCUGGGGGUGGUGGCCAUGAGCACAGGCAUAGAAAACUUUACUCUCGCUCAACACUCCUUUAUUAAGUCUUUGGGCGUGGAUGCGAAUAAUGUUGUAGCUUGGACCAACCUGGGGGCCUUGUAUCUGAAGAAGGAAAAUAUUGAGCUCUCUCAUGAAGCCUUCAAGAUCGCCCAGUCACUUGAGCCCCUGUACGUCAACUGCUGGAUCGGACAGGCUCUGAUAGCGGAGGCGGUGGGCAGCUACGACACCAUGGAUCUGUUCAGACACACCACUGAGCUCAGCACCCACACGGAGGGCGUGAAGGGGUAUGCGUUCUGGGUGUGCUCCACCCUGCUGGAUAAGAGUAACAGGGAGUCUGAGCUCUACCGCUACAACAUCGUCCAGAUGAACGCCGUGUCGGCCGCACAGGUGGCCCUGUGCAAGUACACGGAGAGGAUCCAGACGGACUCGGGUGCAUUCACCAUGCUGGGGUUCCUGAAUGAGCACCUGAACCUGAAACGCCAGGCUACCCAGGCCUACCUGAGAGCGAUGGAGCUGCUGGAACCGAUGGGCCCCUCUGAGGAGCUGAACUUCGCCCUCAGAAACUACGGCCGUGCCCUCUGCAACACAGACCAGUGGGAGCAGGCGGUGCGCAUUUACUCCUCCACACCACAGGGGGAGCUGCACGACAUCACAGGGCUGGCGCUCGCCUUCUUCAGAGCCGGGCACCUGCAGGACAGUGUGAGCGCCUAUGAGAGGGCUCUGGGCGUGGCCUCCAGUGAGAAGGAGAGAGCCUACAUCCUCACUGCCCUGGCCCUGCUGCAACACAGGAUGGGCAACAUGGACGCUGCCAAAACUCUGCUCUUUAAGUGCUCCGUGCUCAAGGAGCCAAUCGCAGAGAGCCUGCUGUCGCUGUGCGCCCUGGGAUUGGUGCGUGGAGACGCCACUCUGGCCAGCGCCGCCCUGGCAGAGCUGCUGAAGCAGGGCGGGGCCGUCCGGGGCGGGGAGGAGCGCUGCCUGCUCACCUGCGCCCUGCUGGCCGUGCAGGGGAACUACAGCGCCGUGCAGAGAGAGGCAGCUCGUGCAGUGCACAGUAACCCGGGCAACCCAACUCUCUGGGCACUACUAUCCAGACUGGUGCCGCAGUACUACCCCCAGAAGGCCAGGGGCGGUGCAGUAGCUGGGAGUGUAGCUUGCCACUCCAGCAUGACUCAAGGAAAGAAGGCGCUGUUGUACAGUGGAGUGAACCAGCUGGCCUAUGGGAGGCACUCGGGAGAAGACCCCAGGAGAAACGCGCUGAAGACCAUUCAGAGAGCUGCGCUGCUCUGCCCUGAUGACCCGGGGGUGUGGGCGGCCCUGAUGGCUGCCUGUCACACGGAGGCCACCGCCUGCGUGCUGUCAGGCUCCGCCCCCCGCCGCCAGGGCCUGGAGGGCAUGCUGAUGUCACGCGUGUCCGAGAAAGUAAAGGGUGUGGAGGAUCAGGAGAAGCCCCAGGCUCAGGCCCUGCAGAGCUGGGUUCUGCAGCAGGCUGUGACCUCACUCAAACAGGCCGGCCAGCGCUCAGAGGCUGAGGCCCUCUGUACACAGGUGCUGAGUGUGACUCCAGAGGACCCGGCCGUGUUCCUGUUGUUGAGGCAGGUCCAGUGUGAGGUUCUGCUGCUGUCCGGUGCCGGUACCACCCUUCCCUCCUCCGUACUGGACCAGCUCAGCUCCGCCGUCCUGGCCAAUCACAGCUCCGUAUCCGCCUGGCACUGGCUGGCGGAGGUGUACCGGGCCCAGGGGCUGCUGGUGCAGGCGGUGAUGGCGUACAGGCAGAGCCUCCAGUUGGCCUCCCAGCAGGGCCAGUUUGGGGGGCAGCUCUCCAGCCUGCUGCGGCUGGCCCUGCUGGCCCUCCGGCCCUGCAUGGCGGGCGUCCCGGGCUGUGAGUGGAAGGACCUGGUGUCGGAGGCCACCACGGAGGCCCUGAAGCUGGGCCCCUCUCCCGUGGCCAGACUGCUCCUGGCCCUGCUGCAGUUCGCCCUGAAGAUGGGGGCCAGGGAAACGCGCCGUCUCUUGGAGAGGAUUGUCUACCCCUCCGGGCCCGGUUGCCCGGAAACGGUGGUGUCGGUAGCACGUUGGUACCUCCUCCGCCACCUCCACGCCAAGGACGACCUGGAGCUGAUGGACACCCUAUUGGACCAGGCCCGAGCAGUCAAGGACAAAAGACUCCUGGAGUUGCACAAGCGACUCUGCCCUUAGCACUACCCCUCCACGGGAAGAUAUCAGGGACGAACCUCAUGAACCGUGCAGCCAGUCAGCAGCCAGCCCUGUGUAUGCGUGUGUGUGUCUGCCGCACCGUGCCCGGUGUACGCUAGUUUGUGCAUAACCUUUUACAGCUGGGAGCGGGGAAUCGUGUAAACGCUCCCAGAUGUGGGGAUGGGCGCUUAUUAAAUAAUGGAACAUGGGGUCUCUGGGUCCAGGCUGGAGAAAAUGGCCGAAGGCACUCGGAUUCUUCUCUAUGGCCUUCUUCAGAUGGUCCGAGCGCCUCGUUCGUUUGUCUGCGGCUGAACGCAAAACUGCUUUGUGCCUAAGGAAUGCACUUGAUCUCCGCUUAAUUUGCAAUAAUGCAUUGCAGAAUGUUUACCAAAAAUGGGGUUUGGGGAACAAGUGAUGGUUUUAGAGAAGGGAAUUAAUGCUGUAAUGAACUAGGGGGACUCGUGUACCAUUUUACUCCUCGUGAGUAAUGUCUGAAAUGCGUCGAGUCGAACAACUUCAAUAGAAUUAAACCAGAAAGAAGUGAAAAGACA
This is a messenger RNA of Conger conger (European conger), 5364 nucleotides long. RefSeq names its product SKI3 subunit of superkiller complex (gene skic3). Lineage: Eukaryota; Metazoa; Chordata; Actinopteri; Anguilliformes; Congridae. Gene Ontology annotation, molecular function: protein binding. The coding region runs from base 116 to 4816 and encodes 1566 amino acids. Gene Ontology annotation, cellular component: Ski complex. The record is from RefSeq and is a predicted model, not a curated record. The transcript is spliced from 41 exons.